Molecule: messenger RNA, 3699 nt
Organism: Chiloscyllium plagiosum (whitespotted bambooshark)
Lineage: Eukaryota; Metazoa; Chordata; Chondrichthyes; Orectolobiformes; Hemiscylliidae
Gene: ccdc73
Product: coiled-coil domain containing 73
Source: RefSeq, a predicted model, not a curated record
UGUGGGAAUUCAAGCUCAGGAAGGUGAACCUGCAUCUGGGCAAAACAAAUUCAAAGUAUUAGGGCUGUCUAGCCACAAAUGCUCCCAGAGUCAACCAAGGCUACCAGACUCCAAUGUAAGGCAGUGCACUCCAGCUCUGGCCACCAGGAUUGCAUAUAGCCAUAGUGGGAAAGAAAGGAAGAAGGUCAUCUUCUGAGGGUAGCCAUGACGUGGAGAUGUAGUUGGUACAAAUGACACUUCAUUAUGGACAUCAAAACGAAUCUAGUUUCCAAUGACUCAAAGUCAGAACUAUGUACUACAUACAACUUUCAGAAUUCUGAUACUGCUGGACUUAGGUCUGUUCAACAACUAGAAUUUAAAACUAGUCUUCUUGAAGCGGUGGAAGAACUUCGUUUUCGUCGUGCUGCAGAAAGUCGAUAUGAAGAUCAGAUCAGAAACCUUGCGGUGGAAAAGCAAGAAUUAGAGUGGCAAAAGGAGUCAUUGCAGCAUCAGUGCAAUGUGUUGUCUAGUCAACAUGAAGAAGCUAUGGCUGUCCUAAAAAAGCAGUUUCAGACAAGAAUUAAUGCAGUGGAAGAGGAGAAGGGCAAGUUCCAGAUUAGCAUGGAGUCGAAAGAAAGAGAAAUCAGUGGAUUGAAGGAAGAAUUGAAAGGACUGCAGGUUUCCAAGUACAGCCUAGAAAAAAAACUAAGUGAACUGGAACAAAAGGUGCAGUUGCAGACUGUUGCGAAGGAUAAUCAGCUCAGUCAACUGAGUGAAGUGGAGAAACGUUUUGCAGCUAUAAGUCGUCAGUGUGGAUUGGUCAGACAGGCUCAUGAGAAGUUAGAACAGAAUGUGGAUGAAGCAACAAGAUUGAACAAAAAGCUAAUUACAGUGAAUAAACAUCAGGAGAAUAUGAUACACAACCUGAAACAGGAACUGGAGAAAGUAACUGCAAAUUUGAUAAGAUCCAAGGUCACUUCUCAGUGCAAACUGGGAGAAGAAAACAUCCAUGUUACAGAACAGCAACAGCAGCUAGAAGAACUGAAGGAGAAACUGCAGAUGAAAACAGAAUUAAACAAGAGGAUAUCUAGAGAUGCACUGACUUUUCAAGAAGGAAAAAAGGAAGUAUUGAAAUUACUUAAUCAAACUCAGCAGCUGCUUCAGCGUCAGGAACUGGCACUCAACAGAACUGAAAAAGAGUUAAAAGUUUAUGGAGAGAAGCAUCAGAUUCUGGAAAGGGAUAAUGAGCUACUCCGUCAGAAGGCAAAAGGAAAUGAAGAUAGAUUUCAGAUUCUUGAGAGGGAAAAUGAAAAGUCUACAGCUCGCUGGAAAAAGGAGGAGGAUCGAUUAAAUGAAGAAAAUCUCAGAAUAAAAUCUGAGUUAGAAUCAUUUAAAAAGGCUCAUGCCGAAUGUCAAGAGAUUCAAAGUAAGCUAUCUAUGCAGAAUGUACAACAAGGACAGCAAAUAUACAGAUUGCAGAAUAACUUAAAACAUUUUGAACAGCAUUCAGAACAGGAAAUAGCAGGAGAGCAGACUUGCGUUAAUGAAGCCUUAAUGGUUAAUGACAAUAAGAUUAAACAAGCAGGAAUGCAUAGCAUGAUAGAAGAAAAAAUAAAAGACGAGUCCAGUGAGAGAGACGACAUCAAUCAAGAGAUUAGCAUUCACAGUGAAGAUGGGAUGAUUAAUACAGAUAACAUAGUUACAAACAGUAAUAUAUGGUCACCAGAUACUGUCAACUCAGCUGCAAAAAUGCCAGAAAAAGCAACCGAUAAUGGAGCUGUGUUUGUGAAUGAAAGACAGUACACCAUUGUAUCAACUCUGACCAUUAAUGCUGGUGAGCCCAAUGACACCCGACAGGGUGAAACAGGAAACACUUGCAAUGAAGCUGAGUUUGCGAGUGCAAAAAUCAAUUUGCAGUGCACUUCUGUCUGUUUGGCAGAAGUCCCAACGAAAGGAGGAAAGAAGCUCCCAGACAGUGCUGAUGCAUUAGGUGUCUGCAGUGUAGAUAUCGGUCAGCAGACAGACUCCAUUACACACAAAGUUGAUGGAGGCAGAACUGAAGCAGUUUAUGAUAUGAACGAUAAGAUGAAAACUACACAAUGUGACAAAGGUGUCUUUAUAAAUGAAUCACCGAGGACUGAAGCCAAAGCAGCUGCUUGCUCCACUGAGAUUAUAACGAAGGAAGGUGAUGCAAAUAAAGUACGAGACGAUACAAUACAAUCUCAGCAAAGUAGUUUUGACCUUGUAUCCCACCCAGUACUUGAUGAAACUAAAAAUGAGCAGAAAUCCAGUUUACAAAAGCAGCAUGAACAUAGCCAAGCAAAUAUUCUGAUUGGAGAAAACUGUGCAAACGACAACAUCGUUGAACUUUGUCAAUUCCAUAAACCCUGCAGUAAAUCAGAUGUCAGUCCCAUAAAACUGCCCACUGACCACUGCAUUCCAUCAAUUGCAUCCUGUAAAAUUAACAGUAGUGUUGAUGUUGACAGUAAACCCCAGUCAGACAUUUCAGUUAAAAUAGGGAAUCUUGGGUCUAACAACCAUGAGGAAGAUAUUAUCAAGGAAAUCAGUAGUAAUGCACAAAACAAUCUUGUUAGUACUGAUGAUCAGCAGAAAGAACCGCAUAAUCUGGAAACUAUGAUUUCUGACAGUGAAGCAAAUCAAGAUAUUCAGGUAAUGGUGUCCAAUGCUGAAGCUUUGGGAAACCAGAAACAAUUGCUAGGUAACUUCACACAAAGUGAUGACUGUUUAAUUAUGACAAGUAUCCAUUCACCAAACUUCAUAUGUAAUACUGACCAUAGUAUGGUUUUAGCCCCAAUCUCCCAAAGUACAGAGGAAACUAAUGGCAGUGCAAAUGGUUUUGAAUCCACUGCGGAAAGUCAGCAAACAGCAGCUACUAAAAUGGAUUUGCAUGCUGAAGUACUAGAAUCAAGAGCUACUUCCAAGCUAACAGAAAAUAAAUUAAAGCCCAGCUUUAUAAAUGCUUCAAUUAACCUGGUUGCAACCAUUGCUUUAGAUCACAAGAAUAAAACAUCAACCUCUGACAUAAAGUGCCCAAGCACCAAGGCACCAAGUCAAAGUGGCUGGAAACUUUGUGAACUGCCUUUUUUAGAUUCUGGGGAAGAAAAGGAUAUGUUGAAUAAAGCCGCAACAUCACUCUCAGUUUCAUUACUGAGAGACAAAUUGGAGGAUCCUGAUGUAAGCAGAAGAAUCCCUUCAGCAUUUACUUUUCCAAAACAAAUCGGUGAAAUAAGUUUGAGAAAUUCUAGUGCAACAGAUUCUCCCAGUACUAAAAGGCUAAAUGACACUUUUAAUACCUCCAGUAUUCCUCUUUACCCCAAGAGAAAUUCUGGUGAGUGGAAUACAACAGCACAGACAUUUUCUGAUUUUUCACAGCCUGCAGAUCAGGAAAAACUAUGUUCAUCCUCCAGAGAAGGUUCCACGAUUCCUUUUUCAUCUGCUUCAAUGAAACAUCAGGGACAGUUUACAGAAACUUCUUCUAUUUCUUGUUCCCAAUCAUACUUUCAUCCCCUAUCACCAGAGGUUUCGACGUCUAACACUAUGCCUGCCACUCCAGUGUUACUAUUUGAGGAGGAAGCGGAUCCUCAGUAUGCCAUCAUCAAAGGACAUAUUAGCAAAAUCGAAAGGUUUCUUAGUCUGGACCGGCUCAAGCACACACGGAAAAGGAAAGCUGAAUGUGUAAUCAAGAUAACACCAACUUAA